Ixodes scapularis (black-legged tick) is the source of this 1024-nucleotide messenger RNA. Its product is annotated as isochorismatase domain-containing protein 2. The transcript has 3 exons. NCBI's taxonomy places the organism in Eukaryota, Metazoa, Arthropoda, Arachnida, Ixodida, Ixodidae. Gene Ontology annotation, cellular component: cytoplasm. The coding region runs from base 214 to 825 and encodes 203 amino acids. The record is from RefSeq and is a predicted model, not a curated record.
UCUGUCGGCCAUGUUGUCGGCAAAACACGGAGUUCAAAGGAUUGCGCUACUCUGCUCCGUAGGAGCUAUAUAGUGCUCUAGUGGGUAUGAUCUCUAUGGUUUGAUUUUGGUGAAAAGUCGAAGGUUCGUCGAACCGGUUCGACUUAGUCGAACCCCCAAAGUUCGACAAAAAAUCAGGUUCGACAAAAGUUCGCGACACCCCUAUCGCAAAUCAUGGCAGCGGCCGCAGCGUGCAAUGUGGGCCGACUUUCGAGUCAGAAAACGGCAAUUUUCCUCUGCGACAUGCAGGACAAGUUUCGAAACACCAUUCGAUACUUUCCGGAGAUUGUAGCCGUUUCGCAGCGACUGCUCAAGGCUGGCAAAUCCCUCGACAUGCCGGUCAUUGUCACCGAGCAGUACCCCAAAGGGCUGGGCCGCACGGUGCCCGAGCUGGGUCUAUCGGCCUACCCGGACCUGUGCCCCGUGGAGAAGACCCAGUUCUCCAUGGUUACCUCCGACGUGGCGCAGCGGCUGACCGACACAAAGGCGGACUCCGUCGUGCUGUGCGGCGUCGAGACCCACGUGUGUGUGCAGAACACAGCCCUGGCGCUUCUUGAGAAGGGAUUCAAUGUGCACGUCGUCGUGGACGCCUGUUCCUCGCGCACCAUGGUCGACAGGUUCUUUGGCUUUGAGCGCAUGAAGGCCAGUGGUGCCUGGCUCACUACUAGCGAGAGCGUCAUCCUAGGCCUGCUGGGAGGAUCGGCCCACCCCAAGUUCAAGGAACUCCAGAAGCUCAUCAUGGAACCCGCUCCAGACAGUGGCCUCCUCGGCUUCCUCAAGAUGUGAACUCUACAAGAGACGUUGGAAUCUUCUACAUUGACCAGAAUCCCGUCUUGUACUUGUUACCCAAGUUACAUCUUAUUUGUUAGAACCCAUCGGGUUAGUUUCUGGUUGAAAGUUACUUCAAACUGGGCGGGCUAUUUUAACCCACGUCGAACAUUAAAAAGAAGGUGCUGCAGCCUUCCACGGCACCAUGCAUGUUUUG